Schizosaccharomyces cryophilus OY26 is the source of this 2615-nucleotide messenger RNA. RefSeq names its product Rad32 nuclease. The coding region runs from base 83 to 2041 and encodes 652 amino acids. The record is from RefSeq and is a predicted model, not a curated record. Gene Ontology annotation, cellular component: nucleus; Mre11 complex. Gene Ontology annotation, biological process: meiotic DNA double-strand break formation; mitotic G2 DNA damage checkpoint signaling; telomere maintenance. Gene Ontology annotation, molecular function: 3'-5'-DNA exonuclease activity; manganese ion binding; DNA endonuclease activity. The transcript is spliced from 5 exons. NCBI's taxonomy places the organism in Eukaryota, Fungi, Ascomycota, Schizosaccharomycetes, Schizosaccharomycetales, Schizosaccharomycetaceae.
GACGCGAACCAUACGCGUCAAUAAAUAUUUUUUAAUAAAUAAGCUAAACGUAUGGAACUCUGUGUCAAUUUCGACCGCAAUUAUGACAAAUGAGAGACAAAAUGCGCCUUUCAAUGAUCAAGAAAGUAACACAAUUCGUAUAUUAAUCGCCUCAGACAAUCAUGUAGGGUAUGCAGAAAAGGAUCCAGUCCGUGGGAAUGAUUCAUUCGUAUCAUUCGAUGAAAUUCUUACAAUUGCUCGUGAAAAGGAGGUUGACAUGGUACUUUUGGGAGGAGACAUUUUUCACGACAACAGACCUUCAAGGAAAGCUUUUUACCAGGCCUUACGUUCUUUGAGAUUGAAUUGUUUAGGAGAUAAGCCUUGUGAACUUGAAUUGUUGAGCGACACUUCUGUAACAACUGGUGAUACAGCGAUAUGCAGUGUAAAUUAUCAAGAUCCAAAUAUAAAUGUUGCCAUACCUGUAUUUUCAAUUCACGGAAAUCACGAUGAUCCUUCCGGAGAUGGCAGAUAUAGUGCGCUAGACAUUUUACAAGUUACAGGACUCGUCAAUUACUUCGGACGUGUUCCCGAAAAUGACAACAUCACGAUUAGCCCGAUCCUUUUACAAAAGGGAUCUACAAAACUUGCCUUAUAUGGACUUUCUAAUGUUCGGGACCAACGCUUAUAUCAUUCGUUCCGCGAAAAUAAAGUAAAAUUCUUACGACCAGAUCUGUAUCAAGAGGAAUGGUUCAACUUGCUAGUAGUCCACCAAAACCAUGCUGCACAUACAGAAACAAGUUAUUUACCUGAAAGUUUUAUUCAAGACUUUUACGAUUUCGUGUUAUGGGGACAUGAACACGAAUGUAUCAUUGAUGGAACAUACAACCCAAUGCAGAAAUUCACAGUCGUCCAACCUGGAUCUUCGGUAGCCACAUCUCUCAGUCCUGGUGAAACUGUUCCAAAACAUUGCGGUAUUUUGCAUAUUACCGGGAGAGAUUUCUUUAUGGAGAAGAUUCGUCUUCGUACGGUUCGUCCUUUCGUUAUGAAAGAUAUUGUAUUAUCUGAAGUCCAAAGCAUUCCUCCCAUGGUCGACAAUAAGCGAGAAGUACUCACGUAUCUCAUCAGUCAAGUAGAGGAGGCAAUCGAAGAAGCAAACCAACAGUGGCUUGAAGCUCAGGGAGAUGACCCUGCCGUUUUGAAUGAGAAGCAUCCGUUACCUUUAAUUCGAUUGAGGGUUGAUUACACCGGUGGCUAUCAAACCGAAAAUCCUCAGAGAUUUUCCAAUCGGUUUGUCGGACGAGUUGCCAAUGCCACUGAUGUGGUUCUAUUUCACCUAAAACGAAAAUAUACGAGAACCAAGAAGAAUAACGAAGUUGUGGAUAAUGUUGGUGAAGACGGAAAAAUAAAUGCACUGAGAGUUGAGUCAUUGGUGAAUGAAUAUUUGAAAAAGAAUCAGCUAGAGUGUCUACCCGGAAAUGUCCUUGGUCAAGCGGUGAUUAAUUUUGUGGAAAAAGACGACAAAGAUGCUAUUAAAGAAUGCGUGGAAGAUCAUUUGAGUAAACAAAUCAAUUUGCUGGUGAAAAAGCGUGUUACGGAAGAGAAUUUAGAAGAGGAAAUUAAGACUUUGGUGAAAAAUAUUCCCCAGCUCUCAACCUCGAAACGAAAAGAAUACGAAUCAAUGGCUACACCUGCUUCUACUAGUUUUCGAGUUACUUCCCCAGACAUGGAUGAAGAUAAGACAAGUGGCUCCCCGGUACGAUUAGAAGAAAACGAAGAAAAAGACGAUUUUCAAGAAUUGAAUCAUGCCGAGCCAUCAAGUCAACCACCUAAAACAACCAAAACACGUAAUCUUCCCGGCAGUAUGUUUCAAAAGUCAGCAAGCACCAAAAGGACGCCUGCAAAAACCAAUACGCCAAAAAAGACAUCAGGACGCACACAGGGAAAGCGCGUAAACAAGCCUGCUGAAAAAAGUACACAAUUGAUGAUGACACAAUCGUUUAACUCUUCACAAAAACCAGGCAGUCAAUACUUGGAUGACGAUGAUGAAAUUCUGGAUGAUUGAAUUACUUAAUUGUUUUAUUACUCAUUUAAAGACAACUUUACAACCUACGAGAUGAAAAAGUGAAUGAACGAAGCAUAUGGACUAUGUUUUCAUAAAGUAACUUGUUAUGACUUUCAUUAAAUCUAUAUCUUUUUGCAUAUUCUCUCCUCAUUUACCACGACGAUUGAGUCAGUCGUCAAAGUUUCAAAUAUUGGCGAACUGACCGCGUGACUGCUUUACUCGAUAGGAUCAAAAGGACGAUGAAUUUUUGAUUUCUACCAGAUUAACUGGUAUCAAUUAAAAAAGAGGAUCAUCAAUAGAAAAUGUAUAUAGGUAAGUGAGGUUUGUUAGAGACGAAAAGGAACCAAAUCAUCAAGGAUGAGACUAAGGUAUAUGAAACCUUGCUCCGCAACAGCGAGUGUUUAUGAAAUCAAAUUCAUAAAUCCAAUUGUUCCUACUGAGUUGAGUUGGUUUCUACGAAUAUAUAUUGUGAUUCACAUGAAAUAGAUAUACUAACCUUUUGGCUUUAGGAUUUUGUAUUUUUUUAAGAUAAAAGAUGAUUGCGUAUGCAAAAUUAAAUUCAAUUUAUUUUCAG